This is a messenger RNA of Impatiens glandulifera, 1392 nucleotides long. Its product is annotated as chorismate mutase 1, chloroplastic-like. The transcript has 6 exons. NCBI's taxonomy places the organism in Eukaryota, Viridiplantae, Streptophyta, Magnoliopsida, Ericales, Balsaminaceae. Gene Ontology annotation, molecular function: chorismate mutase activity. Gene Ontology annotation, cellular component: cytoplasm. Gene Ontology annotation, biological process: chorismate metabolic process; aromatic amino acid biosynthetic process. The coding region runs from base 271 to 1233 and encodes 320 amino acids. The record is from RefSeq and is a predicted model, not a curated record.
UGGAAUAUGAUGUUCAUGAAAGUCGCAUCAGAUAGCUAGAUUCCUUUCCGUGAUUGAAUUGUUAACCAUCUGCCACUCUUUCUUCUUCUAAUGGGCCCCUUGUCGUGUUUGUAGUUCGAUUGGUCGAUCGUCAUUCCGAAGCCACUUUCUUCCACCUACCCUCCCUCUUCCUUCAAUGGCUUAUUACCAACCCUCACACUUGUUUAUUUCACCUCAGCUGGUGAUCUCCUCCUUCCUUCCUGCUGGAUUGAAAUCAUUUCCCUGAUUAUUAUGGAUGCAACAGUGUUUACUCUUCUUCCUCUGUCUUAUUCGCCUACUAAGGGAUUCAAUUCCUCAAGAUCCGGUUUUCUCUUGCCGCAUGGAAGCAGGAAGCCAUGUAGGUUUCUAGUUCACUGCUCAAAAAAACAUGCCGGUCGAUUGGUUCAGGCCACUGCCGUGAGCAUCGGAUAUUCAGGGAAAGAAAGGGUUGAUCUGAGUGAAAACUAUAGCUUAAAUGGUAUAAGAAAUUGUUUAAUUCAACAAGAGGACAGCAUAAUCCUUAGCCUCCUUGAGAGAGCUCAGUAUCGUCUUAAUCCAAACACAUAUGAUCCUGAUUCGUUUUCUUUGGAGGAAUUUGAUGGAUCCUUGGUUGAAUAUAUGGUUAAAGAAACAGAGAAACUCCAUGCUCGGAUUGGAAGAUAUAAUAGUCCUGAUGAGCAUCCUUUCUUCUUAGGUUCCUUACCCAAACCAAUACUGCCUCCUUUGAAUUACCAACAGGUCCUUCAUCCAGCUGCUAGUUCAAUCAAUAUUAACAAGAAAGUGUGGGAAAUGUACUUCGAAGACCUUCUUCCUAGAUUAGUGGAGGAAGGAGAUGAUGGCAACUGUGGAUCAGCUGCCUUCUGUGACACAAUUUGUCUCCAGGCUCUUUCAAAGAGAAUUCAUUAUGGGAAAUUUGUAGCGGAGGCAAAGUUUCAGGCUUCACCUGAUGCCUAUGAAGCGGCUAUAAUAGCGCAAAACGCGGAGUGGCUGAUGGACCUGCUGACAUAUCCGGUGGUGGAAGAAUCGAUAAAGAGAAGAGUGGAGAUGAAAGCCAAAACUUAUGGAGAGGAGGUGGUGAUGAAUGAAGAAGAAGAAGAAGAUGAUGAUACCAUUUGCAGAAUUAAGCCAUGUCUGGUUGGUAAUCUGUAUAAAGACUGGAUCAUGCCAUUAACAAAGGAAGUCCAAAUUCAGUAUUUGUUAAGGAGGUUGGAUUAACCACCAUUUACCAAUUAGGUUUCUAUUUACAAUUCCUCUAUGUUUUAUGUUUCCUUUUUUAUUUACAAUAAUUGUGUGACAUGUGUGUAUAAAUUUAGCUUGUUUUAUUUAAAACAUAGGAAAGUAACUAAACCUAUAUAAAUAUAUAUAUAUAUAUUU